AAUAGAUAUUUACCCAAGUUGGGUAACGAGGAGGGAAUGGAGGUCUACACAGUUUAGAGGAAGGCACCACUUUCACCUAGGACAUCUGCCUGGCCCUGAAUCCUUCCUCUUUGAAGUUACUCAUUCACCUGAGCUUUUAUUUCACACAUCCCUUGAUACAGCCCUUCAUUCAGAAAAUUUACUGAAAAUUUAUGCUACGCAUAAAGGUGAAUAAGUAAGAUACACUCUUGCCCCUUAAACACCUAGUUAUCUCAGUAGAGCGACGGAUACAGAGUAUGAUAAGUACUUUGAUCUUACUGUCCAUUACCUUCUCUAUCCCCAAACCUCUCAUGCUUUCUCUCUACUGACUGAUUAAAUGAAUAGGACCAACCCUCAACCCUUGACCCAGUCUCUGGGCUUAGAUCCAACCAUUUUACAGAUUAGGAAAAUACUGCUAAGACUGGAUUCAAACUACCCAAACUCUGAAGCCCUUGCUCUUGUUAUUGCCUUACAUAGACGGGAGGGAUGAGAGUUACAGCAAGGGUGGGGGUCAGAAACCUAUCUCCUUUUACAGCACAGGAAGUCUUAGAGCACAACAAAUCUAUAGAGAUCAAGGACAAAUUUCUAAUGCCAAAGGACUGAUCAUGGUGUCUCAGGGUCAUCAGCUCACAUGUUUGUGCAUGUCAUCUGAGCCAGCAUGAGGCUUCCAGCACUGAUUACCUGCUCACACUCUGCCUCCACUAAGUGCUGGAAGAUUGGAGACUAAGACCUGCACAGGAACCUCCUAUCCAGUGCAGUGGCAGACACAUGAACAUGCAAGGGCUGCUGUACAACUUCCUGCCAAGGUGUAUCAAGAGAACAGGAGCACAACAGAAUACUAUAGUCUCCGGAUGGAAGAAUGGUCAGGGAGCCAGAGUCGCAGUGAGGGCCUAGAUUGGACCUCACCCAAAGCCUGAUAGCAGACUGGGACCAGAGUCUGGCCUGGAGCUGGAGACCCAGCCCCGGCUGGACUGUCCCUGACAUGCAGAAGGAGUUGGGCACUGCGCCCUCUUGCCCUGGCAUGAAGAGCCCCAGACCCUUCCUCCUGCUACCGCUGCUGCUGCUGCUGCUGGAGGCUGGGGUGCCAGGUGCCUGGGGUCAGGCUGGCAGCCUAGAUCUGCAGAUUGAUGAGGAGCAACCAGCAGGCACACUCAUCGGAGACAUCAGCGCAGGGCUUCCAGCAGGCACAGCAGCUCCGCCCAUGUACUUCAUCUCAGCCCAGGAAGGCAGCGGUGUGGGCACCGACCUGGCUAUCGAUGAACACAGUGGGGUGGUCCGUACAGCUCGUGUCUUGGACCGUGAGCGGCGGGACCGCUACCGCUUCACCGCAGUCACUCCUGAUGGUGCCACUGUGGAAGUUACAGUGCGAGUGGCUGACAUCAACGACCAUGCUCCAGCCUUCCCUCAAAUUCGAGGUGCUCUGCAGAUACCUGAGCAUACAGCUCUUGGCACCCGCUACCCACUAGAGCCUGCCCGUGAUGCAGAUGCUGGCCGCCUAGGAACCCAGGGCUAUGCCUUAUCUGGUGACAGAGCUGGAGAGACCUUCCGACUGGAAACCCGCCCUGGCCCAGAUGGGGCUCCAGUACCUGAGCUGGUAAUUGCUGGGGAGCUGGACCGGGAGAACCGCUCACACUACAUGUUGCAGCUAGAGGCCUACGAUGGUGGUUCACCUCCCCGGAGGGCCCAGGCCCUGCUAGAUGUGACGCUGUUAGACAUCAAUGACCAUGCUCCAGCUUUCAAUCAGAGUCGCUACCAUGCUGUGGUAUCUGAGAGCCUGGCCCCUGGCAGCCCUGUCUUGCAGGUGUUUGCUUCUGAUGCUGAUGCUGGUGCCAAUGGGGCUAUAACUUAUGAGAUCAAUCGAAGGCAGAGCGAGGGUGAUGGACCCUUCUCUAUUGACGCACGCACAGGGUUGCUGAGGCUGGAGCGGCCCCUGGACUUUGAACAACGACGGGUCCAUGAACUAGUAGUACAGGCGCGGGAUGGUGGGGCUCACCCAGAGCUGGGCUCGGCCUUUGUGACUGUUCAUGUGCGAGAUGCCAAUGACAAUCAGCCUUCCAUGACUGUCAUCUUCCUGAGUGCAGAUGGCACCCCCCGAGUGUCUGAGGCUGCCCCACCUGGACAGCUUGUCGCUCGUAUCUCUGUGUCAGAUCCAGAUGAUGGUGACUUUGCUCAUGUCAAUGUGUCUCUGGAGGGUGGAGAAGGCCAUUUUGCCCUAAGCACCCAAGACAGCGUCAUCUACCUGGUGUGUGUGGCUCGGCAGCUGGACCGGGAGGAGAGAGAUGCCUAUAACCUGCGGGUUACAGCCACAGACUCAGGCUCACCCCCACUGCGGGCUGAAGCUGCCUUUGUGCUGCACAUUACUGAUGUCAAUGACAACGCACCUACCUUUGACUUCCAGCUCUACCGGCCUGAGCCACUGCCUGAGGUUGCAUUGCCUGGCAGCUUCGUGGUGCGAGUGACUGCCCGGGAUCCCGACCAAGGCACCAAUGGUCAGGUCACCUAUAGCCUGGCCCCUGGCACUCACACUCGCUGGUUUUCCAUCAAUCCCACCUCAGGCAUCAUCACCACUGCUGCCUCACUGGACUAUGAGUUGGAACCUCAGCCACAGUUGAUUGUGGUGGCCACAGAUGGGGGCCUUCCGCCUCUAGCCUCCUCUGCCACAGUCAGUGUGGCUCUACAGGAUGUGAAUGACAAUGAGCCCCAGUUUCAGAGGACCUUCUACAAUGCCUCACUGCCUGAGGGUGCUCAGCCUGGAACCUGUUUCUUGCAGGUGACAGCCACAGAUGCAGACAGUGGUCCAUUUGGCCUCCUGUCCUAUUCCUUGGGUGCUGGACUUGGGGCCUCUGGGCCUCCCCCAUUCCGCAUUGAUGCCCACAGUGGUGAUGUGUGCACAACCCGCAUCCUGGACCGCGACCAGGGUCCCUCAAGCUUUGACUUCACAGUGACGGCAGUAGAUGGGGGAGGCCUCAAAUCCAUGGUAUAUGUGAAGGUGUUCGUGUCAGAUGAGAAUGACAACCCACCUCAGUUUUAUCCGUGGGAGUAUGCUGCCAGUCUGAGUGCCCAGAGUACACCAGGCACAGCUGUGCUGAGGGUGCGUGCCCAUGACCCUGACCAAGGACCCCAUGGGCGACUCUCCUACCACAUCCUGGCUGGCAAUAGCCCCCCACUUUUUGCCUUGGAUGAGCACUCAGGGCUAUUGACAGUAGCCUGGUCCUUGGCCAGACGGGCUAAUUCUGUGGUGCAGCUGGAGAUCGGGGCUCAGGACGGAGGUGGACUGAAGGCAGAACCCAGUGCCCGAGUCAACAUCAGCAUUGUACCUGGAACCCCCACACCACCUGUAUUUGAGCAACUACAGUAUGUUUUUUCUGUGCCAGAGGAUGUAGCACCAGGCACCAGUGUGGGCGUGAUCCAGGCCCACAACCCACCAGGUCGCUUGGGGCCUGUGACUCUCGCCCUGUCAGGCGGGGAUCCUCGGAGACUCUUCUCCCUAGAUUCGGCCUCAGGGCUGUUACAAACACUUCGCCCUCUGGACCGGGAGCUUCUGGGACCUGUGCUGGAACUGGAGGUCCGAGCAGGCAGUGGAAUACCUCCAGCUUUCGCUGUAGGCCGCGUGCGUGUGCUGCUGGAUGAUGUGAACGACAACUCCCCUGCCUUCCCUGCACCUGAAGACACAGUAUUGCUGCCACCAGACACUGCCCCAGGGACACCAAUUUAUACACUACGGGCUCUGGAUCCUGACUCAGGUGUUAACAGUCGAGUCACCUUCACCCUGCUUGCUGGAGGUGAUGGGGCCUUCACUGUGGAUCCUACCACUGGCCAUGUACGACUUAUGGGACCCCUGGGACCCCUAGGGGGACCAGCCCAUGAGCUGGAGCUGGAGGCCCGGGAUGGGGGCUCCCCACCACGUACCAGCCACUUUCGACUUCGGGUGGUAGUACAGGACUUGGGGACCCGUGGGCUGGCUCCCCGAUUUGAUAGUCCUAGCUACCGUGUAGACUUGCCCUUAGCCACCACCCCUGGAACUCAGGUCUUGCAAGUUCAGGCUCAGGCACCAGAUGGGAGCCCUAUCACCUAUCACCUUGCAUCAGAUGGAGAAAGUAGCCCCUUUGGCCUGGAGCCACAGAGUGGGUGGCUGUGGAUUCGGGCACCACUAGACCGAGAGUCCCAGGAGUUAUACACGCUGAAGAUAAUGGCAGUAUCUGGGUCCAAGGCUGAGUUGGGGCAACAGACAAGCACAGCCACUGUGAGGGUCACCAUCCUCAACCAGAAUGACCACAGUCCCCGCUUGUCUGAAGAGCCUACCUUCUUAUCUGUGGUUGAGAACCAGCCCCCAGGGACCAGUGUGGGCCAGGUCUUUGCCACUGACCGAGACUCUGGACCUAAUGGACGUCUGACCUAUAGCCUGCGACAGCUGUCAGAGGAUAAUAAGGCCUUCCGCAUCCACCCCCAGACUGGAGAAGUGACCACACUCCAAACCCUGGACCGCGAGCAGCAGAGCAGCUUCCAGCUCCUGGUGCAGGUGCAGGAUGGGGGGAGCCCACCCCGCAGCACCACAGGCACCGUGCACAUCGCAGUGCUCGACCUCAAUGACAACAGCCCUACCUUCCUGCAGGCGUCAGGGGCCGCUGGUGGGGGCCUCCCUAUUCAGGUACCAGACCGCGUACCUCCCGGAACCCUGGUAACAACUCUGCAGGCCAAGGAUCCAGAUGAGGGGGAAAAUGGGACCAUCCUGUACACACUCACCGGUCCAGGCUCAGAGCUCUUCUCUCUGCAUCCUCACUCAGGGGAGCUGCUCACUGCAGCCUCCCUGAUCCGAGCAGAGCGGCCCCACUACGUGCUAACACUGAGUGCUCACGACCAAGGAACCCCUCCUCGGAGUGCCAGCCUCCAGCUUCUGGUUCAGGUGCUUCCCUCGACUCGCGUGGCAGAGCCUCAGCCAGAUCUCUCAGAGCCGGACCGGGCAGCACCAGUGCCCGUGGUCCUGACUGUAACCGCAGCUGAAGGGCUUCCGCCUGGAUCCUUGUUGGGCUCGGUGGCGCCGCCGGAGUCGGCGGCUGUGGGCGCACUCACCUACACACUGGUCGGUGGCGCUGAUCCUGACGGCACCUUCGCUCUGGAUGCGGCUUCUGGGCGCUUGUACCUGGCGCGGCCUUUGGACUUCGAGGCCGGCCCCACCACACCCGCGCUGCUGCUGCUCAUAGAGGCCACCGACCGGCCGGCCAACGCCAGCCGCCGCCGAGCAGCACGCGUCUCCGUGCGCGUCUUUGUCACAGAUGAAAAUGACAACUCGCCGGUCUUCACCUCCCCCUCACGAGUGCGUCUCCCGGAGGAUCAGCCGCCUGGACCCGUGGCGCUGCACCUGGUAGCGAGGGAUCCAGACCUGGGGGAGGCCGCUCGCGUGUCCUAUCGCCUGGCAGCUGGUGGGGACGGCCACUUCCGACUUCACUCAAGUACUGGCGCCCUGUCCGUGGUGCGGCCCCUCGACCGGGAACAGAGAGCUGAGCACGUCCUGACCGUGGUGGCCGCAGACCAUGGCUCCCCGCCGCGGUCGUCCACUCAGCUCUUGACGGUCAGUGUCGUUGACGUCAACGACGAGGCACCCACUUUCCAGCAGCAGGAGUACAGCGUCCUCUUGCGGGAGAACAGCCCUCCUGGCACAUCUCUACUUACUCUGAGAGCAACCGAUCCUGACCUGGGGCCCAAUGGGCAAGUGACUUAUGGAGGCGUCUCUGGUGAGAAUUUCUCUCUGGACCCGAACACUGGAGUUCUUACUACCCUUCGGGCCCUGGAUCGUGAGGAGCAGGAGGAGAUCAACUUGACAGUGUAUGCCCGGGACAGGGGCUCACCUCCCCUGUUAACUCAUGUCAUGGUGCGAGUGGCUGUAGAGGAUGAGAAUGAUCAUACUCCAACCUUUGGGAAUGCCCACCUCUCCCUGGAAGUACCUGAGGGCCAGGACCCUCAGACCCUUACCACACUUCGGGCCUCUGACCCAGAUGUGGGAGCCAAUGGGCAGCUGCAGUACCGAAUUGUGGAUGGGGACCUGUUAGGAGCCUUUGUCCUAGAUCUUGACUCUGGGGAGUUUGGUACCAGACGGCCACUAGACCGAGAGGUGGAGCCAGCAUUCCAGCUGCAGAUAGAGGCCCGGGAUGGAGGGCAGCCAGCUCUCAGUGCCACUCUACUUGUGACAGUGACAGUUCUGGAUGCCAAUGACCAUGCCCCAGCCUUUCCUGUGCCUGCCUAUUCAGUGGAAGUGCCCGAGGAUGCACCUGCAGGGACCCUGCUGAUGCAGCUGCAGGCUCAUGACCCGGAUGCUGGGGCCAAUGGCCAUGUGACCUACUAUCUGGGUGCAGGUACAGCAGGAGCCUUCCUGCUGGAGCCUACCUCUGGGGAGCUGCGCACAGCCACAGCACUGGACAGAGAACACUGUUCCAGUUACGCCUUUUCUGUGAGCGCCGUGGAUGGUGCAGCUGCUGGACCCCUGAGCACCACGGUGCCUGUCACCAUCACAGUGCGUGAUGUCAAUGACCAUGCACCCACUUUCCCCACCAGUCCUCUGCACCUGCGCUUACCCCGCCCAGGCCCCAGCCUCAGUACCCCAACUCUGGCUCUGGCCACACUGCGAGCUGAAGAUCGUGAUGCUGGUGCCAAUGCCUCCAUUUUGUACCGGCUGGCUGGCACACCACCUCCUGGCACCACUGUGGACUCUUACACUGGUGAAAUCCGUGUGGCCCGUUCUCCUGUAACUCUAGGUCCCCGGGAUCGUGUCCUCUUCAUUGUGGCUACCGACCUUGGCCGUCCAGCUCGCUCUGCCACGGGUGUGGUCAUUGUUGGUCUUCAGGGGGAGUCUGAGCGUGGACCCCGCUUUCCCCGGGCUAGUAGUGAGGCUGUGCUUCGUGAGAAUGCACCCCCAGGGACUGCUGUCAUCUCCCCUAAAGCUGUUCAUGCUGGGAGCUCAAGUGGACCGAUCACCUACAGCAUCCUCAGUGGGAAUGAGAAGGGGAUAUUCUCCAUCCAGCCUAGUACCGGAGCCAUCACAGUUCGUUCAGCAGAGGGCCUGGACUUUGAGACAAGCCCGCGGCUGCGACUGGUGCUGCAGGCAGAGAGUGGAGGAGCCUUUGCCUUUUCCGUGCUGACCCUUACCCUGCAAGAUACCAAUGACAACGCCCCCCGUUUCCUGCAGCCCCACUAUGUGGCUUUCCUGCCAGAGUCUCGGCCAUUGGAGGGACCCCUGCUGCAGGUGGAGGCAGAUGACCUGGAUCAAGGCUCUGGAGGACAGAUAUCCUACAGUCUGACUGCAUCCCAGCUGGCACGGGGCUUAUUCCAUGUAGACCCAGCCACUGGCACUAUCACUACCACAGCCAUCCUGGAUCGUGAGAUCUGGGCUGAAACACGGCUUGUGCUGAUAGCCACAGACAGAGGAAGCCCAGCCCUGGUGGGCUCAGCUACCCUUACCGUGAUGGUCAUUGAUACCAAUGACAAUCGUCCCACCAUCCCGCAGCCCUGGGAGCUCCGAGUGUCAGAAGAUGCACUAUUGGGCUCAGAGAUUGCGCAGGUAACAGGGAAUGAUGUGGACUCCGGACCAGUGCUGUGGUAUGUGCUGAGCCCAUCUGGGCCCCAGGAUCCCUUUAGUAUUGGCCGUUAUGGAGGCCGUGUCUCCCUCACGGGCCCCUUGGACUUUGAGCAGUGUGAUCACUACCACCUGCAGCUACUGGCACAUGAUGGACCUCACGAGGGCCAUGCCAACCUCACGGUGCUGGUGGAAGAUGUCAAUGACAAUGCACCUACCUUCUCACAGAGCCUCUACCAGGUAAUGCUGCUUGAACACACCCCCCCAGGCAGUGCCAUUCUCUCCAUUUCUGCCACUGACCGGGACUCAGGUGCCAACGGUCACAUCUCCUACCAUCUAGCUUCCCCUGCUGAGGGCUUCAGUGUUGACCCAAACAAUGGAACUUUGUUCACAACUAUGGGAACCGUGGCCUUGGGCCGUGAGGGGCCAGGAGUGGUGGACGUGGUGCUGGAAGCACGGGACCAUGGGGCUCCUGGCAGGGCAGCACGGGCCACAGUGCAUGUGCAGCUGCAGGACCAGAAUGACCACGCCCCAAGCUUCACACUGCCACACUACCGUGUGGCUGUGAGUGAAGAUCUGCCCCCGGGCUCCACCCUGCUCACCCUGGAGGCCACAGAUGCUGAUGGAAGCCGCAUUCAUGCCACUGUGGACUACAGCAUCAUCAGUGGCAACCGUGGCCGAGUCUUUCAGCUAGAACCCCGGCUGGCUGAGGCUGGAGAGGGUGUUGGACCAGGUCCCCAGACACUGGGCUGCCUGGUGUUGCUUGAGCCUCUAGAUUUUGAAAGCCUGACACAAUAUAAUCUGACAGUGGCUGCAGUUGACCGGGGCCAGCCACCCCGUAGUUCAGCUGUGCCAGUCACUGUCACUGUACUGGAUGUCAAUGACAACCCACCUGUCUUUACCCAAGCAUCCUACCGUGUGACAGUACCUGAGGACAUGCCAGUUGGAGCUGAGCUGCUGCACGUGGAGGCCUCCGAUGCUGACCCUGGCCCUCACGGCCUUGUGCGUUUUGCCCUUAGCUCAGGCGACCCUCUGGGGCUCUUUCAGCUGGAUGAGAGCUCAGGUGCCUUGCAACUGGCCCGCCCCCUGGACUGUGAGACUCAAGCUAGACACCAACUAGUCGUGCAGGCUGCUGAUCCUGCUGGGACACAUUUUGCUUUGGCUCCAGUGACAGUUGAGGUCCAGGAUGUGAAUGACCAUGGUCCAGCCUUCCCACUGAACUUGCUCAGUACCAGCCUGGCCGAGAACCAGCCACCAGGAACUCUUGUGACCACUCUGCAUGCAAUUGAUGGGGAUGCUGGGACUUUUGGGAGGCUCCGCUACAGCCUCUUGGAGGCUGGACCAGGGCUUGAGGGUCGUGAGGCAUUUGCACUGAACAGCUCAACAGGGGAGUUGCGGGCACGAGUGCCCUUUGACUAUGAGCACACAGGAAGUUUCCGGCUGCUGGUGGGUGCUGCUGAUGCUGGGAAUCUCUCAGCCUCUGUCACUGUGUCAGUACUGGUGACUGGAGAGGAUGAGUAUGACCCUGUAUUUCUGGCUCCAGCUUUCCACUUCCAAGUACCAGAAGGUGCCCAGCGUGGCCAUAGCCUGGGUCAUGUGCAGGCCACAGAUGAGGACAGAGGUGCCGAUGGCCUGGUGCUCUAUUCCUUUGCCACAUCUUCCCCUUACUUUGGUAUCAACCAGACUACAGGUGCCCUAUACCUGCGGGUGGACAGUCGGGCACCAGGCAGCGGAACAACUGCUUCUGGGGGUGGGGGCCGGACCCGGCGUGAAGCACCACGGGAGCUGAGGCUGGAGGUAGUAGCUCGGGGGCCUCUGCCUGGUUCCCGAAGUGCCACAGUGCCUGUGACUGUAGAUAUCACCCACACUGCACUGGGCCUGGCACCUGACCUCAACCUGCUGUUAGUGGGGGCCGUGGCAGCCUCCUUGGGAGUUGUAGUGGUGCUUGCACUAGCAGCCCUGGUCCUAGGGCUGGUUCGAGCUCGUAACCGCAAGACUGAGGCAGCCCCCGGCCCAAUGUCACAGGCAGCACCCCUAGCCAGUGGCUCCCUGCAGAAGCUGGGCCGGGAGCCACCUAGUCCACCACCUUCAGAGCAUUUGUACCACCAGACUCUCCCCAGCUAUGGUGGGCCAGGAGCUGGAGGACCCUACCCCCGUGGUGGCUCCCUGGACCCAUCACACUCAAGUGGCCGAGGCUCAGCAGAGGCUGCAGAGGAUGAUGAGAUUCGCAUGAUCAACGAGUUCCCCCGUGUGGCCAGCGUGGCCUCCUCCCUGGCUGCCCGUGGCCCCGACUCGGGCAUCCAGCAGGAUGCAGAUGGACUGAGUGACACAUCCUGUGAGCCACCUGCCCCUGACACUUGGUAUAAGGGCCGAAAGGCAGGGCUGCUGCUGCCAGGUGCAGGAACCACUCUGUACCGAGAGGAGGGACCCCCAGCCACUGCCACAGCCUUCCUGGGUGGGUGUGGCCUAAGCCCCGCACCUACUGGGGACUAUGGCUUCCCAGCAGAUGGCAAGCCAUGCGUGGCAGGUGCACUGACAGCCAUUGUGGCCGGUGAGGAGGAGCUCCGUGGCAGCUAUAACUGGGACUACCUGCUGAGCUGGUGCCCUCAGUUCCAACCACUGGCCAGUGUCUUCACAGAGAUCGCUCGGCUCAAGGACGAAGCUCGGCCAUGUCCCCCUGCUCCCCGUAUUGACCCACCACCCCUCAUCACUGCCGUGGCCCACCCAGGAGCCAAGUCUGUGCCGCCCAAGCCUGCAAGCACAGCUGCAGCCCGGGCCAUCUUCCCACCGACCUCUCACCGCUCCCCCAUCAGCCAUGAAGGCUCCCUGUCCUCUGCCGCCAUGUCCCCCAGCUUCUCACCCUCGCUAUCUCCUUUGGCUGCUCGCUCACCCGUUGUCUCACCAUUUGGGGUGGCCCAGGGCCCCUCAGCCUCAGCCCUCAGCGCAGAGUCUGGCCUGGAGCCACCUGAUGACACAGAGCUGCACAUCUAGCUGUGGCCCAGGCUGGGCCCCGACCUGGGACGCAGUGUCCCCAAUGCAGGCCCCACUCUGAGCCUGCCCUGGGCAGCCUUGGACCAUGACUGGCCAUGGGGAGGCCACCACCAAGCCCCAACUCUCCACCCCAAACUCCUCCAGUGGGGGCAGGUCCCACAUUUCACCCCAGUCCCUCAGAGCCCUGGGACCAGAAGGUCUGUUGGUCACUGACCUGGGGCCAGGUCCAGUUGGGGAGAAAUAUGAAGGAGGCAGCAGCUCUGGGUUCUCAGUGAGGACUUCCUGCCUGCACCAGCACACUGAGAUGGAGCAGAGACUUUAUUUAUUGGGGGGUAGGGGAAUGAGGGAGGUACCUCCCAACUGUUAGGGCCCAGCUCCUUUGGGUUCCACUGACAUCCCUGCCCCUGCCCAGAACAAGUGCCAAUUCUCACUCUGGAGCCUUAAUAAACUGCAGUUUGUAUCCAGCCUACGGCUCUGUUCUGUGGGAGUGGCUGGAAUUUGGGAAUGGCUGUGGGAACCCGGCACCUAAUUGUGGACACCUCAACAGACACAGCGGGCUGGGGAACAUGGGAACAUCUGGGUGGAGGUAGCCCUGGGGUCUUAGGAACCUACUCAGAGGCUGAGAUCCCCGCUUUUUGGCCAAUCUUUUCCCUCUAAUGUGAGCAAGAGGCCAACAAGGGCUUAGCUAUAGGUAAGACUAAGAGGCAUUGGGUGAGUGCAUGGGGGAUGUAGGGCUCCAGGCCUGACAUCUGAAGAGAUGAGGAUGUAUACAAGAAGCCAAGUGAAGUGAUUUU
Messenger RNA from Fukomys damarensis (Damara mole-rat), 11370 nucleotides. It is a transcript of the gene Dchs1, whose product is annotated as dachsous cadherin-related 1. Gene Ontology annotation, biological process: homophilic cell-cell adhesion. The transcript has 22 exons. Gene Ontology annotation, cellular component: plasma membrane. Bases 1001 to 10576 code for a protein of 3191 amino acids. Gene Ontology annotation, molecular function: calcium ion binding. The record is from RefSeq and is a predicted model, not a curated record. NCBI's taxonomy places the organism in Eukaryota, Metazoa, Chordata, Mammalia, Rodentia, Bathyergidae.